AUGACCUAGAUGAUAUAUUUCUGCUUCGGAUUGCUCAACAGGUCAGACCGCAUGAUUACCUCAUUUUGGGUAUCAUUCUUCGACUAGAAUAUUCAGAAAUCGAAGCAAUCAAAUCAAGCAACCCACAUAAUUCUAAGGUCUGGGUAUUCCUGGUGUUAAGAGAAUGGAUACAAAGACAAAACGAAAAUGUAAACCAAAAAACUGUGCUUGCAGAGGCUCUUCGGGAUUUGGGAAGAAUGGACCUUGCAAGAAAAGUGAAGGUUGACAUAAAACCAGCAACGGGACAAUAUUUAACUACUGAAAGAAGCGAUGUCGUUCAAAUUGGAGAAGAUUCUAACCUCACUGUACAAAUAAUUGUGGAUCUUAAAACCCGGAAAACCCCUGUUAAGCUAG
This is a messenger RNA of Owenia fusiformis, 393 nucleotides long. Lineage: Eukaryota; Metazoa; Annelida; Polychaeta; Sabellida; Oweniidae. The record is from the annotation of a GenBank genome assembly.